GCUUUCUUCACGCUGUCCGAUAGCUCCAUCUCGGUUUGCUCUCCAUAUCCCCCCCUCACCUUCAAACUCCUCACGUUUCCAAACCUCAACUUUGGAUUUGCAUUCUUCCAACGCCUCUUCACCAGCUCGCCACGCCGCUUGUCGAUGAGGUGACGAGACGGCGAUUAGUAUGCUCUCUUCUGCGAUAGGUACAGGUCCGAGGCGAUGGAUCAUGGCUACCCCGCGGAGACCAUGCUUAUCGCGAACGUCCUUUGCAAUGGCCAUCAUGGACUUGAGAGCUCUGGGGUGAUAAGCUGUGUAUUGUAGUUCCUUCACUGGCUUUCCUGCAAAGUUAUCACGAGUGGUACCUGGGCUGGGUCAGUUUCGCUGUGAACAAAGACCUGUGAGGGAUAAGAACUUGCUACCUGCAAAUAGCACGAUUGCGCCAGCUGAGGGGCUGCGCACCCGGUCCAUGAUGGCCUGGGCAUUGAGAUGAUCGUGAGUCAGAGCGACAUAGCAUUUUUGUUCUGAUAGUUCCCAGAGAUCUUGAGCCUUUUCUUGAGUUGCCAUUUUCUAUUAAACAAGUGUUGGAGGAGAGAUGAGAUGAGAUAAGAAUGAGUUUAUAUUUCGGAGUUGUUCUAUCAAGAGUGGGCUUGGUUUAUGUAAGGAAGGGGGUCAGAUAGAUGUCAAGCCAUACUGUUUGUUUGAGACUAUCAUGGCCGGGAAAGGCCCAAUAGAAAUUACUAGAUAGGUACCUAUAGUAGAUAUUAGAUAGCUUGAUCUAUCUGAUUUCUGUACUUAAUCACUUUCUCCUGCUACCUUACCUAUGAUUGCCUGCUCAAGUUAUUCGCUGGUGAUGGCACUCACAUGAGCGCAUCACAUCGCGGUGACUAAGCCCCACUUCGACAUCUUAUUCCUCCCUGCCGCCGUGACUUUUUGACUUUCGUUUAGACAAUUUUCAUCAUACUUAAACCCUUCUUUUCCCAUCUCUCUCACAUCCAACCGUUUCUAAAUCCGAAAUCGCCUCGAGUUGACAAACGACGCCGCGUUAACCAAAGCUGCUGUGCGUGACGGCUACCAAAUGCGAUCCUCCGAUCGCUAGAGGGACGACUAGCAAACCAAGAUGAACAUGAGCGACGAAUUUCAAGACCGAGAUGCCGGCUACCGAUCGCGGCAGGGUAAACACACAACCCGAGCCUCAGGUAGAGAUGGGAAACUUGAGAAGGACCUUCAUGGAUGAUUUGAGCCUCAUAGCUAACUUCCCCACGGGACGGCGAGAUCAUUCCAGGUCUCCGCCCAAGCAAGCUUUCCGCAACGAUCCUCAAGAGAGAAAUUCUCGAUACCGGGAUGACGAAAGAGACCACGACUACGAUUACGACAACCGGUCUGGCCGUCACAAUGAUGGAUACUCAAGAAGAGGCGGCGCAUCUCGAGAAGCGCGCUACAACUCCCGCGACGAACAUGACUACCGAGGCAUGUAUGAUGAUGGCUACAUAGACAACAGCAACGAUCAAGGGCAACGACGCCAUGAGGACGACAAGCGGAGUGGCAGAGGACGGUACCGCGACGGCGAUGAUCCACGAUCACAGUCUCCGUCUGGAAGCUAUCAUAACCGCGGUCGCUCCGGCAGCCCAACGCGAGAUGCUGGCAAGCCUAGCGACACCGUCAUUCUUGAAGGCCUGCCUUUCAGUAUAUCGUCGAACGAGGUUGGUACCCUAUCGGUCUAAACAAAUUGUUACAAGAACCAAAUGCAGACUUCUGGGCCUGAUGGAGUCGAGCCUCACUGCUUUGGAGGACGGACAAAAGGCUGCUGUUGUCCUUUGCAUUUGUCCUCAAUUAGCCGGCACCAGCGGCGCAACAUAUUCCUUGAAACCAGUUGAUGCCAGUUCUCAAGACUAAUUCCCCCGCCUAUAGCUGCGCGACAGUAUCCUGAGCAACUCAGUUGCCGCCGAGUUCCCUUCCAUUGACGUACGCGUCUCCGCUUCCAAGGGAAAUCGCAGAGCGUUUGUGCAGUUCCAGGAAGUUGACCAUGCCGUUGCUUUUAUGAGAGAACAUUAUCCAAAGCUUCCUGUUGAGAUGACGCAUUCCACUGAUGACGUCCCAGAAGGGAGAUUCGAUGCGUACAUCCAUUACGCUCGGAAUCGAGAUGCGCGUGAUGAAGCCGAUGUUCGGGGAGUGCCCAGUGGUGACUGGAUCUGUCCUACUUGUGACUUUUCCAACUUUUCUACCCGAACCAAAUGCAAGAUUUGUGGCGGUCCACAGGCUGCCCCAGCCUGGCAAUUGAGCCUCACAGGCAUGGCAGAUGCUUCGGAUGUACCCGCACAAAUCCUUGUCGUUUACCCCUUGGCGUCGUUUGUGACUGAAGACAUGCUAGCCGAAGACAUGAAGCGACUAGAGCUUGUGAAGCCCUACCAAACCAAGGACACGUCUAAUGGAGCACCCAAACUGAAAUCCACAGCCCCGACGGGUGACACGACAGGUUACGGCGCUCGACCUGGUUCCCUUCAUCGGGUCUUCCUUAUGCGUGACUCGCACACUAACGAAUCAUUUAAAUAUGGGUUUGCCGAGUUCUGGACUUUGGAAGACGCAUCCGCCGCGAUGACAAAGUUUCACAAAUCUCGAUCAUUUACUGUUGCAGCAUGCCCAGUGACAGUAUCUAGCACUCAUAUGGGAGUUUUCUUGCCCGAACAGCGCGAGGUUACACCGGAAAUCGAGCACCUGUCGUUCAGACCCUUGCUCAACCCCAACCUUCGUGUUCGCUACCGAGACUACCAUGUGUAUCCGAGCCCACAGGUUGUUAAUGAGCAGCCUCCUGGAGGCGAAGGUGCCUCAAGAACAACCGAGGAAGAUGGCAACGAUAAGAAGUCAAAGAAGCGCAAAGCAGAGGGAAUUCUCGCUGCUUCUUCUACGAAGAAGUCUGUGCCAAUGAUGGCGGGCCAAAUGGCCAUGUGGCAGCGCAAGAGGGAUGAGCUUCGCGUCGAGAAAGAUGCUAGACCAGCACGACAGGACAAGGCUGAGUUCAGCGAUGUGAAUCGGACCCCACUUCGCAUAAACCUGUCAGGUUCAGGAGGAGACUUAUCGAAACCUCAGAGUGCUAUUAAGAUCUCACUUUCAGGGACACAGAAGCUUGGUCCUCCAGAGCAUGCGGCCCCCAGCAAGCAGGGCUCGCCUGAUGAGGCGGAUACUCCCGGCAGCACGACACAGGCGACUUCAGUCUCUGGAGAUGCACCAGUCUCUUAUGUCGAUCGUGAUCGAUUGAUGUGCCUGAUUUGCAUGCGCAAGUACAAAUCUGUGGAUGAAGUUAACAUUCAUGAAAAAUCUCGGAACCACAAGAACGCAAUGGAAAACGAAGAACAGGUCAAGGCGGCAUUGCCCAGAUUAGCAGCACGCGACAAGAGACUUCAGAAACAGGUCCAAGAGAACCCCGACUCAGCAGCUGCGACAUCGCAAUAUCGCGAUCGUGCUAAAGAGAGGCGAGCUGCCUUCAACCAGCCCACAAAGCCAACAGCCGCACCACAAGGCAAACUCAAGUCGGGCCCAAAGGCGGAAGAGGCUGCGCCCCCUCCGAAGCCCGUUCAGUCUAAGGGAGCAGGCAUGCUGGCCAAGAUGGGAUGGGCAACCGGUGCAGGUCUCGGAGCCAAUGGAGAUGGGCGAACCGAGGUCAUCGAGACAAAUGCUUACCAGGAGGGCGUUGGAUUGGGGGCAGAGGGUGGCAAUCUUGGCGACGCAGCGCAAUUUGCUGAACGCAAGACAAAGAACAGUUACGCUGAAUAUGUGAAUACGGUACAGGACAGGGCACGGGAGCGAUACAACAAGAUGGGCUGAGAUGUUGAUACAAAGGCAAUGUAAUUGUAGGUUGGGAUAUACAUAGAUAGGAAAAGGCGUUCAGAAUUUGCUGAGGAACCGAGGACGAAACUCGACAUGCCAACGACAGGCGCACAUCUUUGACUAAUGGGUAUCAUUUUUAAAUACAGCACUGGAAGAAACCAGUGUCUUGAUUCUAUGUACAUGCGCGAACUCGCUUGCAACGUCUGACGCUGGCUUUCAACUUCCACUGCCAGUCUAUUCCCAUGCUUACAAGAGAGCCCAUGUAAUGCCCGCAGCCACGAUGAGUGUCACCAUGGAAGAAGGAGACAAAUGACCGGCGGCAUUAUCGUCCUCUUCAGAACUGGAGGUGCCUGUAAACGUGUUAGUCGAGUAAAUAAAUAAGAAUGAAACGGACAAGAUAGACGACUCACCC
This is a messenger RNA of Fusarium verticillioides 7600, 4219 nucleotides long. RefSeq lists its product as hypothetical. The record is from RefSeq and is a predicted model, not a curated record. The coding region runs from base 2023 to 3804 and encodes 593 amino acids. Gene Ontology annotation, biological process: mRNA splicing, via spliceosome. The transcript has 4 exons. Gene Ontology annotation, cellular component: nucleus. Gene Ontology annotation, molecular function: RNA binding. NCBI's taxonomy places the organism in Eukaryota, Fungi, Ascomycota, Sordariomycetes, Hypocreales, Nectriaceae.